AUGCAAAAUAUACAUGAAGAUUCAACCAUAGUUAGCUCUGAUGACAUGCUUGAAAGUGUUGUUGGUAUUGAUCCUCUCAAUAGCAGACUACCAACAAAGCCUCCCUUAGAGCCAUACGAAGGAAUGGAGUUUGCAUCAAUUGAAGAGACGAGAAUUUACUACACAAGGUAUGCUAAGAAUACAUGUUUUAGUUUUCGUAUGGGUCGUGUUACUAAAUCAAGAACAAAUGGUAUGAUAAUAGGUCGAGAAUUUCUCUGUUCAAAGGAGGGAUUUUGGGCAAAAAAAUAUGUGAAAGAAGAAAGUAAUAGUAUUAUCGUACACGAUGAAACAAGGGUAGGAUGCAAGGCAAUGUUGUAUUUAAAGAAAAAUGGAGAAAUAUGGAUUGUUUCAAGAUUUGUAAGGGAGCAUAAUCAUGAACUAUUUUCUCCUAAAAGCCCUAGUAAAAUAAGAUCUGUCUUAUGUACUGAAAGUGGUGGUGUUGAUAAUGUUAGAUUUAGUCCACAAGAUGUUAUCAAUUACUUAACUGAAAAGAGACAAAAAAAGUUAGAAAAUGGAGAUGCUCAAAUGAUGUUAUCAUAUUUUAAAAGUUGUCAAUUGAAGAAUCCUGGGUUUUUCUAUGCUUUUCAAAUGGACGCUGAAGGAAGAUUAGCAAAUUGUUUUUGGGUUGAUUCAAGGUCCAAAAUGGCAUAUAAAUACUUUGGUGAUGUUGUUACUUUUGAUCCGACGUAUUUGACAAAUAAAUAUAAAAUGCCUUUUGUUCCAUUCACAGGAGUUAAUCAUCAUCAACAAUCCAUUCUUUUUGGUUGUGCUCUAUUAUGGGAUGAAACUAUAGAGAGUUUUUUUUGGUUGCUAAGUACUUGGUUAGAAGCAAUGAAUGGAAUUUCUCCUAAAACUAUCAUCACAGAUCAAGAUGCUGCUAUUAGUAAUGCAGUUGCAAAGGUAUUUCCAAAGGUUAAUCAUCAUUAUUGCAUGUGGCAUAUUGAGAAAAAAGUUCCUGAAUACUUGAGUCGUGUCUAUCAUGAACAUGGUGAAUUUAAAAAUCAAUUUUACAAGUGCAUCCACCAAUCUACCACUGUUGAAGAAUUUGAUUCUGAUUGGGAAGCAAUGAUUGAUAAAUAUGGAUUACAAGAUAAUCAAUGGCUAAACAAGAUAUUCUCCAUUCGAGAAAAAUGGAUUCCUGCUUAUGUACGUCACAAUUUUUGUGCAGGAAUGUCUACCACUCAAAGGAGUGAAAGUAUGAAUAAAUAUUUUAAGGAUUUUUUGAAUUCAAGUACUUCAUUAAGCCAAUUUGUGACACAAUAUGAAAAAGCUCUUGAUGCACGUUACAACAAAGAAAGAGAGAAGACUUUCAAAACAAGAAAUUCAAAGCCACUUUUACGAACUUUAUAUCCCAUGGAAGAAGAAACUUCAAAAAUUUAUACAAGAAAAAUGUUUAGAAUAUUUCAAGAUGAGUUGGUUGGUUCUCAAUUAUUUAUCACAGAAAAGGUUAAGUUUUCUAUUGAAGUCUCAACGUAUAAAGUUCGUGAAAUUUACAAAGAGAAGCCUAUCUACUAUGUGAAUUUUCAUGUCACUUCAAAAGAAGAAAAUUGUAGUUGUCACAUGUUUGAAUAUUCAGGUAUUCUUUGUAGACAUGUAUUAUGUGUAUUCAUAAAGAAAAAGGUUUAUUGUCUCCCUUCACAGUAUGUUUUACAUAGAUGGUCUAUUAAUGCUAAAAAAGAAAAGGUAAAAGAAGUGACAAUUGAAGGAUUUCAAGAAGGAAGCAGCAACGCUUCUGACACUUCAUUGUUUAAUAGUAUUAUGAUUCACUCCCUCGAACUAUCAGAAAGAGGUCCACAAUCCGAAAAACAUCACGAUAUUGCUAUUCAAAGUUUGCAAAAUGGGAUUGUAAAACUUGAUUUAUUGGAUAUUGAAGAGUCAAAUAAGAAGUUUGUUGAUUCAACAUCUGAAGAUAUGCCAAAAGUAUCUGAUGUUAGCAUAGCUUUGCAUGACCCUCCACUUAUAGCAACUAAAGGACGUCCGCGGACUUUGCGAAUGAAAAGUAGUUUGGAGAUGGUUAGAAAAGGUGCAAUGGCGGAAAACAACCAUGGUGGAACUAGGCUCAGGCGUGUAUCCCAAACUGAGUUUGUACGACGUAAGAAGGUUGUAGUCAGGACCAUGAGGCCACAAGUCGAUGAUAACUCGUUUGAUGGUUCGCAACACCGAGUGUACGUGUUUGAAAUCAUUAAACCACAACCUGAAGAUAUUGGAGUUGGGCCAGCCCCCUGGUGA
Molecule: messenger RNA, 2268 nt
Organism: Lathyrus oleraceus (garden pea)
Lineage: Eukaryota; Viridiplantae; Streptophyta; Magnoliopsida; Fabales; Fabaceae
Product: protein FAR1-RELATED SEQUENCE 5
Exons: 4
Coding region: 1-2268 (755 amino acids)
Biological process (GO): regulation of DNA-templated transcription
Molecular function (GO): zinc ion binding
Source: RefSeq, a predicted model, not a curated record